UAUGAAUAUGAUUAUUGAACUGAACACGCCAUGACAAUAGAAUCUGCACUCUAACUCUUUCUCUUUCUCUCUCCUCCUGGUCUUGCGUGAUGCCCUUAGGAAACGGUCACAAAUUUCUUGUUCUCAAUGUAGUGAUGAAGAAGAAGAAGAAGAAGAAGACACAAUACAAUCUUCCAAGCCACUACACCACACAAUGGCGAAUCCCGAAACUCACCGUCAACACCACCGGUCUAAACCUCGACCCUCUCCAUCUUCAACGGUUCGAAUCAAACCACGUCCCAAAGACCGGGUCCUACUCACAAAGCUUCUCCGAGUAGCAUCCGUCGCCGGCGGGAUUCAAUUCGGAUGGGCUUUGCAACUCUCUCUUCUAACACCAUAUGUGCAACAGCUCGGAAUCCCACACGCGUGGGCCAGCAUUAUAUGGUUAUGUGGGCCUCUUUCUGGGCUUCUUGUUCAACCCUUGGUUGGGCAUUUGAGUGAUCGGUGUACGAGUCGAUUUGGGAGAAGAAGACCGUUUAUACUCGGAGGAGCUGUUUCGAUUGUGAUUUCUGUUCUUAUUAUUGGUCAUGCUGCGGAUUUGGGAUGGAAAUUUGGUGAUACCAAGAAUCAUCGCCAUUCUGCUGUCGCGUUUUUUGUUUUCGGGUUUUGGAUUUUGGAUGUUGCUAAUAAUGUUACUCAAGGUCCUUGUAGAGCAUUGCUUGGUGAUCUCACUGGUAAGGAUCAUCGAAGGACACGUGUCGCAAAUGCUUAUUUCUCCCUAUUUAUGGCUAUUGGUAACAUUCUUGGAUAUGCAACUGGAUCAUACAGUGGUUGGUACAAGGUCUUUCCUUUCACACUUACCCCUGCAUGCAAUAUUAGUUGUGCAAAUCUCAAGUCUGCUUUCUUUCUGGACAUUGGUUUCAUUAUCAUCACCACCUAUAUCAGUAUCAUGGCAGCUAAUGAAGUGCCUCUUGGGACACCCAAUGCUGAAGCAGAAGGGGAGUCAGGUGGUAGUGCGGAAGAAGCUUUCCUUUGGGAGCUAUUUGGGACAUUCAGAUAUUUUUCAAAGCCUAUAUGGGUAAUAUUGUCUGUUACUGCUCUAACAUGGGUUGGGUGGUUCCCAUUUCUUCUAUUCGAUACCGAUUGGAUGGGCCGAGAAAUUUAUGGCGGUGAGCCAAAUGAAGGCACUAAUUAUGAUACUGGAGUUAGAAUGGGGGCACUUGGUUUAUUGCUUAAUUCAGUUGUUCUUGGAAUAACAUCAGUACUCAUGGAGAAGCUAUGCAGGAAGCGGGGGCCUGGGUUCGUGUGGGGAAUCGCAAAUAUCCUAAUGGCUGUCUGCUUCGUAGCAAUGCUUGUAGUAACCUAUGUGGCAAAUACCAUUGGUUAUAUAGGCAAAGAUCUACCGCCCACUAGCAUCGUGAUAUCUGCACUGGCAAUCUUUACCAUUCUCGGGUUUCCACUGGCUAUCACUUACAGUGUUCCAUAUGCCUUAAUUUCCACGCAUAUUCAGUCAUUGGGGCUUGGCCAAGGAUUGUCAAUGGGAGUCCUAAAUCUUGCAAUAGUGUUCCCACAGAUGAUAGUGUCCUUAGGAAGUGGACCUUGGGAUCAGUUAUUUGGUGGAGGAAACUCUCCAGCCUUUGCUGUGGCAGCUGUUGCAGCCCUUGCCAGUGGACUCAUAGCUGUCUUGGCUAUUCCCCGAACUGGUACUCAAAAGUCUCGAAGUCCAGUAUGAGGUAUCAUCUUCAUUCUGCUUUGGCACAGAUUUCUUUUGAAGAGGGAUUAUGAAAUUGAACAGGUAGAAAUAAUUUGUAUAUAAUUAUGUUUUACUUAUUUUAGUAGGAUUUUAUCGAGUUUUCCUUUCACAAAGAACCUCUCCAUCUUUUUUCUAAUACGAAUAAUUGAAUACAUUGGUGCGUUUUUAUCUGAUUGGUCAUUAUUUAAAGCCAAUGACCUAAACUUAGAGUGCCACUAUUUUCCGAAGUUUUGGAAACUUCAAACUUUUUCCUUGUUUUCUUCUUCUUGGUGAUCCUGAUGAGUGAGUAGUCUGUUUAAACAAUGAGAAUAUCUGUUUGGUUAACCAUGGGGGACCAUCUACUGGUGGCAAGAAAGAAUGAAUACUCUUGAUGUAUAAGGAGGAUUACGGUACAAUGUCAAAGAAGCAAUUCACAUUGCACUGCUUUUUCAAACAUCCUGGCAACUCAAAUGUAAUCAUAAAAGCUGUCCUAAAAAUAUUGAUUAAAUUAUCUGAAUUCAGUGGGGAAUUUCUUCAUUGUAAAUCUGUCCCACCUGUGAAAGGUGUUGCUUUUAAAUGUGGGGGUAAAGCACUUGGGGCAUCUUCUAUAGGUUCCAAAAUUACUCAGGCAAACAUCCUUUCCAACCAAGAUCGGUUGCUGCUGAUAGGGAAUUAUUCCCCAUGAAAAAUUCCUUUUAAUUUGAGGCAAAUCUGUUCAUUGGUGCUUCGAGCAUAGAUGUGUCGGAAUAUUAGAAAUUUGUGCGUUUGUUUGUAUUAGUUUCAUGAACGUGCUUAGUGGCCAAUAGUGAAUAUGUUAAUUGUGCUGAAUAAAACCUUGACUGUGUACAUGGUUGAAAUGCUCUUAGGCAUAAUCUUUUUCUUUGAA
Molecule: messenger RNA, 2597 nt
Organism: Medicago truncatula (barrel medic)
Lineage: Eukaryota; Viridiplantae; Streptophyta; Magnoliopsida; Fabales; Fabaceae
Product: sucrose transport protein SUC4
Exons: 5
Coding region: 194-1711 (505 amino acids)
Biological process (GO): transmembrane transport; sucrose transport
Cellular component (GO): plasma membrane; vacuole
Molecular function (GO): sucrose:proton symporter activity
Source: RefSeq, a predicted model, not a curated record